This is a messenger RNA of Mycotypha africana, 774 nucleotides long. Its product is annotated as SRR1-domain-containing protein. Gene Ontology annotation, cellular component: nucleus; cytoplasm. NCBI's taxonomy places the organism in Eukaryota, Fungi, Mucoromycota, Mucoromycetes, Mucorales, Mycotyphaceae. The transcript has 5 exons. The record is from RefSeq and is a predicted model, not a curated record. The coding region runs from base 1 to 774 and encodes 257 amino acids. Gene Ontology annotation, biological process: microtubule-based process.
AUGACAGAUCAAGUAGAUGAGGACGGCUUUACAAAGGUCACGCACUUUAAAUACAAAGCUGUAGCAAAUAACAGAAAAAAAAAUAGAAAAAAUAAAUACUCCUUCAAGGAUCCUGAUGAGUGGAAAUUAGAAGAUCUGAACAGAACGUUAGACCAAAGAAAGGAAACACUUGUAGACAGCCGUUUUUUCAAGGACCUAUCAGUUAUAUUUGAAGAAAGUUUGUUAUACACAAAGCCGCACGAUAUUGUCUGUUACGGUAUUGGAUCCAUGCAUAAAUCAAAGAAUGCACAAUAUCAGUUUGUUUUGGCAUUGAUAAUUAGGGAAAUUUUGAAGAUUUCAGGCACCAUGUAUAUUUUUGAUCCAGUCAUGACUGAUUUAGACAAAGAAUUAUGUGCAUCACACAAUAUAAAACUGAUAACAGAAAACGAAGAUGGCAAAAGAGUGAUUGACAGGCCGACUCUAUUCUACAUGCCUCAUUGUGGAAGAGGGUUGUACAGUAACACUUUGAGUGCAAACUGGAGUAGAGAUCGACUACCGCUCGUGACAAUCAUUGGCAAUAAAUUUGACAUGUAUGUUGGAAGUCAACUGCAAAAAGAUCUCAUUCGAGAAUGCCCUUAUCUAAUUACCGCUGUAGAUAUUGUAAACUGUAUAGCUUUUCCAAAAGAAUUCGACAAUAACCAAAUUUUUAAUGAUAUUUCCAUACAAACUUUCCCAACCGAAACUGUAGAUAAACUAGAUGAUGAUUUUUGGUCUAAUGUACCAACACUAGAAUAA